AUGCCUCUAAGCAAGACGAACAUAGCCGUGGUUUUUCUCGUAGGUUUCGUCAAUUAUUUGGAAUGGGCCAUUGUAAUGACUUCAAUAUACCCGUAUAUUCUUUCGGUAAGUAGUCACUGACAUUUCUACGUUUGUAAAAAUAAUUACAAAUGCAACUGGAUCAUGGAAAAUCAGUAUUGUAAAUGAAAUGGAUUACUUAAUAGCGAUCAGAAACUGGAAGUUGUUUCACGCGCUUAAAUCACUCGUACUUUCGGACGGGUUAUUGUAAUUAAUUCAAUUCUGCCUUCAGAAAAACUGAAAUAAAUAGAAAAUAAGAUCAGCAAUGUCCUGGUAUCUUCGCGCUCAUAAUCGAAAGCACACUGAGAUUUGAGGAUUUACUGUUUCCGGUGGAUUUUGGAUUUUUAAAUACGGUGCCUUUUAUGUCGUUUUAACAGAGUAACGAGGUCAAAAAAUAAAUAGGUUAAGCGAAAGCAUUGGCAUUUUAUGAAAUCACAAGCUGUUGCUUUCCCAAAACUGCCGUUUCUAUAAGAAUAUAUGUUAUAACAAUAUCAAGGCUGAAAUUUGCGACAUUUUAAGAUUAUUUUAAGAAUUAAAAAACUGUAAAUACAAUACAAUUAUAUGUUUUCAACUUAUUCCAUUCUCUAAAGGGCAAAACUUGUCAACAAAACGAAAAAUCCUGCACUAACUAUAAUUGAUACCCCAAAAUAUUCUACAAGGGACAUGUCAUAAGCAAUAAUUUAAGAAUAAUACAAGAUUAUUUUCAGCUUUAAAAAUCCAUUGCGUGACUACAUUGUAACACUUCCAUUCUCCUCAUUAAUAUUGCAGAUGUCUAGCAAUACUUCUUCUUCGGCCGCCUAUCUCUCUUUAGCUCAAAGCCUGUUUCCAUUGGGUCAAGCAAUCUCUCAACCAGUAGCUAGCCUGCUUGUAAAAAAGCUGCGACAGAUUAAGAUUGUCCUCAUCGGUUCUAUCAUAAUUGCCAUUGGCGGGAACGUGACAUACAUGGCAGCGGAUAGAGCUCAUUCUGUUGCGCUGAUUAUCCUGGGAAGAGCUUUAGCUGGUUUGGGGGCAGGUAAGGUGGGGUGGACUGAAUUCAUUUGCCGUUAAUUCGUAUACGGUUUAUUUUUUUUUUUUUCAAUAACAAUUAAUGCUAAAUUAGAAUAACCGUUUUUUCGAGUUUUGAUAAAGACGAUUAUUGUUUGACACUGCCGGAAACACCUUGUGUGUUUGUGGGGGAGGGAGGGAGGGAGGGAGGGAGGGAGGGAGGGGGGCUACGAAUUUGACCCCCAACCAAACAAACAUAAACUUUUGUAAAGUUCAGCGAUUUUGCAGAGUUACAGCUAGUUUUUAACAAAUAUCGUUUAAACUUGGCAACUUUACUGAUUUUAAGGCGUUUCCAGCCACAAAUUAUCGCUAACUGGCCCCAGUUUUAAGUUGAAAAAACUUUGGAAGGAUCUGUUAUGUUGCUACCGCUACCAAUCUGUCUGAAGGCUUCGUUUUGACGGUUAUCUCCCGGGGGGGAGGUGUACUCCCUUAUUUAAGCUAUAUAGGUAUGUGCCGCCCCAAAGGGUAUGGUUUUUGCGCCGUUUUGAUCAGAAAACGGGUAUAGACUUUUUGGUCUGGAAUCGGGUGUGGUUUUUAAGGGAACUACGGGAGUGUAUGAACGUAUUUAUUCUUUCAAUUCCAAAAUGAGGAAGAACGAAAGAGAAAUAUGCGAAUUCGAAAUAGAUUUUAAGAAAUCUUUUUUUGUUGCUGUUCUUAUCGAAGUGAUUAUGACAUAAUUUCUUAAAGGCCAGGUCUAAGAAUGGGUAUGUAUUUUGGAGGUCUGAAAACGGGUGUAAAAAAUAUCAUUUUUUGGUUUAAAAUAGGGUCCAGAUUUAAAGAACCGGGCGGCACACCGCACACCCCUGCCAAAAAUUCCUAGGAGGUACCCCCCGGGGGAUAUCUCUUGAAGUGAACAAGAAGGAAAGAUAAGUUGAUAUUUUAAAGUGACUGCUAAUAUGUGACCUUUCUUACUAGGUAGCGGAGGAGUAGCUUAUGGUUUUAUAGGUGCUAACACCAGCCGAGAAAGCCGAACCAAGUUUAUGUCUUAUUACAGGGUUACGUGUAUGGCUGGAGUAAUGUCCUCGACGAUUGGUGAGUUACUAAUUAUUCACGCCCGUACCACUCCUGAUCGAUUAUAUCAGUAUUGGUAUCAAUUUUUCGUCCCAGGACCAGCCACAUUUUGCAGGCUGGUCAUUACAAUUGGCAGUUCUAACAACAACAAAUACAGUCAAUAUUUGUACUUUAUUUUUAGUGUGUUAUUACCAUUCUAUUUUUAAUAUUUAUUGUCGUCAUCAUCAUCAGAUCGUCGUCACCAUCAUUGUCUUCAUCAUCAUCAUCAUCAUCAUCAUCAUCAUUUCAUCACCAUUAUCAUCACUACCGCCAUUACCGCCAUCAUCAUAAUUGCAGGAUUACAUCGUCAUUAUCGCCAUAAUAACUUCAAUGACAACAUGGAGUAGUACCUUAAGCUUCGAUAAUCAUUUUGUACUUUGAAUUUUUUCCCUCACUUGGCUAAACUAAAAAGCCUAAUAAUGCAUUCACGAAUAAUAAGAAUGCAUUAUAAUGUAUCCUACAGGGAAAUUCAAGUUUGAAUUCUAGUUUGCUAUAACUAGGGGGAGAAAACAUUUCUGAUUGCUUUGAAUUUGUUUUCAGCAUCUGCCACCUUCUUACCCCACUUUGGCAAGAACGUUAUCGGUAAAGCAACAGGAUUAGAUGAGUAUUCUGCCCCUGCAGCUCUUACUAUUCUCUUUUUGUGCGUCAGUUUGGUUCUGGUCACCCUCGUACUAAAUGAAAACAACUGUUCACCGAUAGGUAGGUUUAUUCACAUUUCUGUGGUCUUUAAGACUAGUUUAGCAAUGGAAAAUUUUGUUCUAUUUGUUAAAUACGUUCACAUUCGAUUCGUUCUUCACAUUUGUUUUCCAGGCGGCUCAGAUGCUGGCACAUCAGUAAAAGGCUUGCUCAAGUCACGUGGUGUACUUCUGGGUCUGAUGCUGUAUCUUUUGAAUGGUUUUGUGACCACAUGGGUGGGGUUUGUACUGCCUUUGAUCGCGUACAACCAUUUCCAUUUUAUAUUGCACAAAUAUGGUUGGCUAAUGGUCGGCGUGUCUGCAACAGCAACAAUAUCAUCGUUAAGCAUGGCGCAGGUGUCUAAAUCCAGUUGUAUGGCUAACAAUAGAAACGGUGACUGGAGAGCAUUGGUGAUUUCAUAUACUGUCAUGAUAAUCGCAAUAGUUAUUUCCUAUCUGGGUGGUCCUUCGGUGAGUAUGUUACUAAAAGAUUUUACAGUAAUUGUUCGAUUCUUUUGCACGUGAUUCACUUCGAUCAGUUCUUCGAUCCUUUCUAGGCAAGAGACGACCGAUUCUCCAUUCUCCCUCUUUUUAUAAAGAAGCGGCUAUCGUAAUAUUCGGAGCCUGCCGGCCAGGUUAGACUGCGCGCCUAUAUAAAAGAAAAACUUAGCGCAAAAUAGCUCAUCCCUGCAAAAGGAAAGUGCUCGAUUAGUGAAAUGAAAUAAUUAUUGGUCCGAGUUAAAACUCUCGCAACAAAGAUAGUAAUACGGCAGAUAUAAUGAGGUAUAGAAGCAAUGCUCCCUAUUUGAGCGUAUGUUAGAGAAAUUUAUGCAUCUGUACUUUUCGUUUGCAUUACCAGAUAAGAAGAAUGCAUGUGUUUAGGUAAUGUGAAAGAAGUUCAUAGAAAAAUAUUAAUUGAAUAUAUUAUGCGUUUCUUCAGGUUUUAAAGUCUUUACCAGUUGCAGCUAAGGAAGGGCUCUUUAUAAGCGGAGCGUUAAUGGUGUUUUUAACUUACUCUGUGGCUGGAGUGGUAUUGCCUUCAUUGAUGACCAAAUAUGUACCCAAGUCUAUGAUGGUAGGUGUACAAAGCAUCACGGGACCCAUGUGAAUGAAAAGCGCGGGAAUCUAUCAGUAGGAAUGAUUGCUGUUGUGUUUCUUCUCAUUUCUAACAAAGCGAUUUUCGUAUGAAAAGUGAAUACAACGGUCACCAUAACAUCAGACAAAUUGAGAAGAAGCGGUGUGGCUUUCGAUGUGGAUUUCCAUAGAUCAGAGAGUUAGGUUAAACACAGGCGGACUUUGAUUGGUUUAUCGCACUGAGGCGCACUGAGGAAAAGGCGUGACGAAGCUAAUUAAAUCGUUUUAGCGAAUUGAAGCAAUCACGCAGCGCGAUUUUGAUUGGCUUAGCGAGAUGAGACAAACGCGAGGCCAGGCCUCUGACUGAAUUAGCGAAUUUGGUCAUAAUGCCAGGGAAGCGAAAAGAUUGCACGCGCUGAAAAGUUGUAAUAUCCUUCUACGAGAAAACGAGCAUUUUUUAUCCUGUCAAAUCUUGGUGGAUUAGAAUUACCACCCACAUCCGUCAUAUUUUUCAAUUCCUCUUUCAGCCUGUUAUAAUGCCUUAUGGUAUCGCCGCAAUGUCCGCAGGAAAAGUUGUUGCUCCACUCCUUAGCAAAGCAGAGUUGGUGAUUCAGGGCUGGGACCUUCUUUUCAUGGGAUCCGCUGUUCUAACACUGGUUGGUCUGCUGUUGUUUGCUUUUCUAUAUCGCGCUCCUCAGCCUGAGGAAACACCACUUCUCCCUGAAAAAAGACAUACAGAAUCAGUAGAGGAACCUUUACUUUCUUCAGUAGAACAAGGACUCAUGAACCCGCGAGGGAAAAGACUUGAAGAAGUGUCGGGAUAUUUUGAUAGAAACAAGAAAGAAAAACACAAUCAAGACGAUUAA
Porites lobata is the source of this 4765-nucleotide messenger RNA. NCBI's taxonomy places the organism in Eukaryota, Metazoa, Cnidaria, Anthozoa, Scleractinia, Poritidae. The record is from the annotation of a GenBank genome assembly.